Messenger RNA from Onthophagus taurus, 2047 nucleotides. Its product is annotated as protein lozenge. Gene Ontology annotation, molecular function: ATP binding; RNA polymerase II cis-regulatory region sequence-specific DNA binding; DNA-binding transcription factor activity, RNA polymerase II-specific. Lineage: Eukaryota; Metazoa; Arthropoda; Insecta; Coleoptera; Scarabaeidae. Gene Ontology annotation, cellular component: nucleus. Gene Ontology annotation, biological process: regulation of DNA-templated transcription. The record is from RefSeq and is a predicted model, not a curated record.
UCGCGACCGUCGCGCUGAAUGUUGGUAUGCGUGUUCUCCGCUUACUACGUUUGAAAUAUCGAGUUGGCGGCGUGAGGUUCCUCGAGUACGUGAUUUCGAAAAGUUCAUUUCGAAUUGAUCGUCGGAAAGAUUCGGAAUUAAGCGAGAUUUUUUUUAUUAUUUUGACUCUACGGAUUUUUCAUUUACGUCACGCGAUUCUGACGUAUUUGUGGUUCUCUUUCUGUUUAUUUUGCAAAGUUAUGAAUCAUCGUCAACGGUACUAAACGUAGUGAUGUUUAUGUUGUUCUUGUUUUGUUUUUGGAAAAGAAAUCGAAAAGAAGUGUAAAUAAAAGGGAUCAGAAAAAAGUUAAUCGAGCCGAGUUAAAAGAAAAGAUAUCUUCGAAAUCACAUCCAUGUCACUUCAAAUGUACUCAAAUUCUUCUUCCUUUCAUUACUUAAUCAGGUUUCUAAUUCAUUAAAAUUCCAAUCCCGUUCCAUAUGCAUCUGCCAGUGUCAUUGUCCAACUGUGCCGUACCAGAAGAAACCUGGACGAAAUCACCAAUGAUGUGCGAACCAGGCAGUGGUUACGCAACCCAAGAACUUUGGUGGACCGAGCGAUUGAUUCAAGAGAAGCAAACGGAAUUUCCGGGCGAAUUAGUGCGGACCGGAAGUCCGUUUUUCUUAUGUUCCGCUUUACCCAGUCAUUGGAGGUCGAACAAAACUCUUCCGGUCGCCUUUAAAGUGGUCGCAUUGGGCGAUAUCGGUGACGGGACGCAAGUGACAGUGAGGGCGGGAAACGAUGAAAAUUGUUGUGCUGAAUUAAGGAACUGUACGGCUUACAUGAAGAACCAAGUUGCUAAAUUUAACGACUUAAGAUUCGUUGGGAGAAGUGGAAGAGGAAAAUCGUUUUCAAUUACCAUAACAGUCUCUACGGAUCCCCCUCAAGUUGCAACCUACAAUAAAGCCAUCAAAGUUACGGUGGAUGGUCCGCGAGAACCUCGCUCUAAGUCAAAUCCUCAACAUACGUACAGAGCGAUAGGAUUAGGUCAAAGACCGUACAUAGAUUCGUCGUUUCCACAACACGUUAGAGAAUUGGAUUCUUAUCGAAGAAAAGUUCCGAGUUGUCAGAGUAACGAGAUUUCGCAAAGUUAUAAAACUGAAUCUCAAGAUACGACGGCUGUCACACCUUCUCCAACGACGCAUUAUCAUCAAUCAUCUUGGGAAAGUACCCCUUAUACUCCAUACACCCCGCCUCAACCCCCGAGUUACUACGAACCUCAACAGGAAUAUUCGACGACGUCAGCGUCGCUACAUUUGCCAGCAGUAUUAGAUCCAGCCCAUAACGAGUACAUAAGCACCCCAUUAACAUCUUCUCAAAUCUUCAACAGUGCCAAAGCGGAUUUAGAUCCAAUGGUCGGAACGGUUUCGCGUUACUCGGACGCUGCUUAUCACCCAAAUAGUUGGAGUACGAACGCGACGUAUCCAGCCAAUUACAACUAUUACAACUCGGCGAACAACAACCAACAGUACUUGAACAGUGGUAGCACAACAAUGGUCCUGUAUCCGCAUGUUUACUCAACGGUCAAUCAAAACCAAAUUCACCUCCACCUACAUGGUAACGCUGACAAAAUAGAUCAGUAUCUUAAUUUUAACGAUUCGUUAUCUUUGACGCCAGUACGAGGGAAUCUCGAAGCGAAUCAAUCGGGUAAUAACAGUGUUGAAGAGGUCAACCAAGCUCACUCGCAAAUCGAAGAAAGCGACCGGAGUCAAGAACAAGUUACUGACCCAUCAGGAGUUUGGAGACCUUAUUAAUUCAUUUUUAUUUCAAUUUAAACCCUUUUUGUUUUAAAAACGUGCGUGGACGCUAAAAAUUAAAAAAGAUGUGUGUGAUUAAGUCGAAACCAAAAUGUAUUUUUGUACGAGAAAAGAAUUUGUUUAAAAAAUUGUUUUAAUUUUUUUUUUUGUGGUUUAUCUUAUAACUUAGCAACUAAGAAUGUAUUUUUCUACUUCUCAUGAUGAACCUUCCAAGAAUUCGAUUCAUUAUUAAAAAUUAUCUUGCAUAAAUUAA